UUCAGUUUGAAUUCGAACAAGUGAAAAGCGAAAAACCAAACCAAAGCAACUGUGUUAAGAGUGACAUUUUAAACAAAAUGGCUCUUCUACCGUACUUACACGACGAUUCCUACUGGCUACGACCAUCUAGGCUUCUCGACCAGCAAUUCGGGCACGCUCUAGACACGGACGACCUCCUCCAGCCCUUUUCGGGUCUGUUACGGUGUCCAGCGGGGUACCUGAGAAACUGGCGAUCCCUCGCAUCGGAGCAAGACGGUGGGUCUACCGUACACUUCAAGAAAGACAAGUUCGAGGCCAACCUAGACGUGCAGCAAUUCAAACCUGAGGAGAUCUCGGUGAAAGUGACCGGAGACAACACCAUCACCAUCGAGGGAAAGCACGAGGAGAAGGAGGACGAACACGGGCAGAUUUACAGGCAUUUCAUAAGACGUUACGUGCUGCCCAAGAACUGCGAUACGAGUAAGGUGGAGUCGAAGUUGUCCUCCGACGGCGUCUUGUCCAUCACCGCCCCCAGGGUGCAGGAUAAGCACGUUAAACAUAAGAGCAUACCCGUGACGCAAACCGGCAAACCCGUCAAGGCCAUCAAGGGGAAGAAGAAGUGCGAGGCGUGCGAAGGGGACAAGAAAUGCGAGAAUAAAAAGUGCCCUGCUAAAAAGUAAUAAAAAAAAAUGUGUCGUAUUUCUACUUCCUUGUAGAACGUUAAUUUUGUCUCCACUAAGAAAGCACCAAAGUAUUUGUAAAUGUGUCUGGUACAUACCACAUAGAAGACUGUUUUUUUUUGCAUUUUUGUAUUUUUAGUACUGCUUAUUUUUUGUUACCUAAUUUUGUUAACUGAAUAAACUGAAUUAUAUAAAUAAAAACUAAUAGG
Messenger RNA from Anoplophora glabripennis (Asian longhorned beetle), 868 nucleotides. RefSeq names its product alpha-crystallin B chain. Gene Ontology annotation, biological process: protein refolding; response to heat. The coding region runs from base 78 to 659 and encodes 193 amino acids. The record is from RefSeq and is a predicted model, not a curated record. The transcript has a single exon. Gene Ontology annotation, molecular function: protein folding chaperone. NCBI's taxonomy places the organism in Eukaryota, Metazoa, Arthropoda, Insecta, Coleoptera, Cerambycidae.